UCGGAAGCUGUCCAAUCUUCAGGGUCCCUUCAAGAUAAUGCAUCAGGAAUUUCACUGCCAUCUGAACCUGCAAGAUCUGUUAGCUUGGAUCUUUCCAAGGCACCAGUAGCAUCAACUUCAUCUGUUGUUCUUUCUCAAACAGCUGCACCAUCUCAAGCUCCAUUGGGAGAUCUGUUUCAAUUAUCUGACAUGACUGCAGCUACAUCUUUCAAGGGAAAUCAACCUACACAAACAUCCCAAGUCGCAUCUAUUGAUUUCUUUGUGGAGGCUACUGCAACCUCUGAUGCAAAAUCGGUGGAGAUAUCCAUCCCUAAAAAUGAAGGGUGGGCAACAUUUGAUACGCCUCAGUUCACAUCAUCUAAUGCACACGUGGAAACUCAUCCGGCAGUACCUUUAAGUGCUGAAUCUUUGCAGGAUAGAUUUGAUCCAUUUUCCACCGUGAAUGGUAAUAUGCAAUGGCCAUCUUUUGAAAUUUCUAAUGUUGGUCUAUCUUUUGUUACAUCUAAUGUAUGGCAAGACGGUGUAUGGAAUGCCGUAAAACAAGUUCCUGUUGCGGCUACAGAUACUCAAUCAUGGAAUGCAUUUGAAGAUUCUACACAUUUUCAUGUGGAUGGCAGUAGUCAAGGAUUAAAUUUGCACUAUUUUUCAUCAGAGAUUUCGGGUUUAAGUGCUUCUUCUAAGGGACCCAAUAAAGAUGGAAUCCAAAGUGUUGCUCCUGUUGGAGGUUUUUCUAAUCAUGUCAUCCCAUCACACGGAGAUAUUCAGCCUAAUGGAAUCAGUCGUAAAUCAACUAAUCCAUUCGAUUUUCCCUUUGAUUCUGAUGUAGAGCCGAGCAAUUUGUUCCUUGAUAUGGGCUCUUUGCAAGCUGCUCUUCCAGAUGCCCUCUUACCAGCCACAUUUGGUGGUAUCCCUGAACCCUGGCUCCCUCAAAAUACAGCGACACCAUAUAUUUCCUCUGCUGGUGAAGGUGGUUUAUCAUUCAUGGCCGUGCAAACUCCAAGUUCCAUCAUGACAUCUGCUAAGAAGUCAGUUACUUUCUGUACUUCAGUGAAGGUGGAAAGAACUUACAUCAACCUUGAGUAA
Messenger RNA from Lathyrus oleraceus (garden pea), 1083 nucleotides. Its product is annotated as probable ADP-ribosylation factor GTPase-activating protein AGD14. The transcript has 2 exons. Gene Ontology annotation, molecular function: GTPase activator activity. The coding region runs from base 190 to 1083 and encodes 297 amino acids. The record is from RefSeq and is a predicted model, not a curated record. NCBI's taxonomy places the organism in Eukaryota, Viridiplantae, Streptophyta, Magnoliopsida, Fabales, Fabaceae.